Messenger RNA from Schistosoma intercalatum, 564 nucleotides. The record is from the annotation of a GenBank genome assembly. NCBI's taxonomy places the organism in Eukaryota, Metazoa, Platyhelminthes, Trematoda, Strigeidida, Schistosomatidae.
AUGAUGAAAAUAGUUAAUAAUAGCGAUUGGUGUGAUGAUGAUGAUGCUUUGGAUGAUGAUGAUGAUGAUGCUUUGGAUGAUGAUGAUGAUGAUGCUUUGGAUGAUGAUGAUGAUGAUGAUGCUUUGGAUGAUGAUGAUGAUGAUGCUUUGGAUGAUGAUGAUGAUGAUGCUUUGGAUGAUGAUGAUGAUGAUGAUGCUUUGGAUGAUGAUGAUGAUGAUGCUUUGGAUGAUGAUGAUGAUGCUUUGGAUGAUGAUGAUGAUGAUGAUGCUUUGGAUGAUGAUGAUGAUGAUGCUUUGGAUGAUGAUGAUGAUGAUGCUUUGGAUGAUGAUGAUGAUGAUGAUGCUUUGGAUGAUGAUGAUGAUGCUUUGGAUGAUGAUGAUGAUGAUGCUUUGGAUGAUGAUGAUGAUGCUUUGGAUGAUGAUGAUGAUGAUGAUGAUGAUGAUGCUUUGGAUGAUGAUGAUGAUGAUGCUUUGGAUGAUGAUGAUGAUGAUGCUUCGGAUGAUGAUGAUGAUGAUGAUGUUGUCCAUAUGAACUUGCACAUGAAAACACACCUAAUAGUAUAA